This is a messenger RNA of Cotesia congregata, 3222 nucleotides long. NCBI's taxonomy places the organism in Eukaryota, Metazoa, Arthropoda, Insecta, Hymenoptera, Braconidae. The record is from the annotation of a GenBank genome assembly.
AUUGAUGUAAAAUUUAAUUCCGUUGAAGAACAUUUCGAGGACUUUGAAGAUGAUUCAAACAGCAGAGAAGGCGAUGAAGCAGGAAUGGUGGAAAUAAAAUUGUCGCGGUUAACCCAGAAAAUAAUCGGUUGUGAAAUUGGGGUAAAUGUGUCAGCUGAAUAUCCAUGGAAGUUUGUUAAGAAAGAAAUUAUUGAAGACAAUCUUGAUCUACAUCAUGAGAACAGUGAGUUUUUUCCAAUACGUCAUAAAAUAUUCGAGUAUCCGGAUGAUAAUAUUUUCAUUGGUUAUGCAUCGAGUAAUAAAACCGCUGACGAUAAUGAAAAUCUUGGAACUAAUGAUGAUAAUGACAGUGAUAGUGGAAUAUUUUUUAUGUGUCUCUCGAAGUCAAGUCGAGAUCUAGUCACACGUAAAAUCAAAGCUAGAAGAAUGAGAAUUUAUAAUCUCAUGAAAAAAUCUUUCUACAAAGCAGCUGGUCGUUGGAAAACUUUGGGAAGUGACGCGGAAAUUGAUGAAUCAGUAGUCAAAAAUUCUCGACCUCUUUAUGAAAUAGAAAUGAAAAAGCGAAAACGUGUGGACACUUUGAUAAAAUUGGUAAGCCGCAACGCUGAAGACCAGAGAGACGGUUACGUUGAGCUAGUGGGUACCAGGCAAAGCUUCAACAACGUCUCUCGAAGACUUGUUUCACGAGGUAACCAAGCUAAUCCAACGACUAGUGACAACGAGGUACAGACGACAACCAAGACUCCUGUAGACUCGUGGUUUCAGUACUCCUAUGACUACACGCCGAUCAAUACCACAGAUUUUAAUAAAGAUCUGGAACAAGCUGCUCGGAAAUUUCUUGACCGUUACAGAGAAUUUACCUGCGAGCAAGUAUUUUGGAAUGCCUCUUGGGAUCUGCACGCAGACGAUUGCAAGAAUUUAGUAGAGGAUGAAAGAGAUACCCGAGUUCCAGUACCGCUGGCUUUUACCGAGUAUCAAAGUUACUGUGAUGUUAAACUGACCGGAAACAAAGUUAUCAGUGAACUUUGUUGGCAUCCAUUGAUAAGUAACAUCGCAGUAGCAGCUUAUGCGACUUAUUCUAAAAGUCAAAGCAUUGUGGGACCAAAAUAUUACCAGGAUAAUAUAUUACGAGCUUGUCACGAGAAUAACAAAAUUCUCUUGUGGUCUUUGGAUGACUGUCUUGUGCCAAAGUUUAUUCUCAAGUGUCCUCGUGAAGUGACCGCUGUUAGCAUUAGACCACUCGAUGGAAAUGUCAUCAUUGGAGGAUGCUCCAAUGGCCAGGUAGCAGUUUGGUCAAUUUCGGAGCAAAUUGAAUGCAUAAAACUAAAGAAAUUAAGUGAUGACGAUGCACAAACUAAGUGCAAUACGUCGAUGAAGAAUCUGAUGAACUGGAUGAAAGAGACCACAAGUUCGAGGAUGAUUUAUCCUACGGCAAUGUCCUCGAUUAGAAACGGGCAGACCGGAGCUAUAACUCAGAUAAUCUGGCUGGCGAGUUACAGUAAGCUCAACGAGAAUGGAAAGUUACUCGAGUUGGAGGAAAACUCGGACGUUGAGGAACUUGGUUGGCAGUUUGUGACAUCCAGUGAGGACGGCACAGUCGCCUUCUGGGAUCUGAGGUCGGCAAUUCCAUUUCCUCAUAUCCCCCAAUUGAUUCUUCCCUCUAAAUCCCACAAUCGCUUAUUUUGUUUCUUAUCUCAUAUUGAUUUCUUCUUUUUUGCCUUACAACUUCUACAAGUACUUGGACGAUCGAUAUCAUCUCUGAAAGUACACGACGGUCUAUUGAGUCCUACAUACAUACUAUCUGUUGAAAAAAGUAUAUCAAACUCCGAGUCCUGCAGUACCGUUGUCAUCACCACAAUGACCUUCUACAGUCCUCAAAUCCAACGAGUUGAAGUUGAGCCAUUUCCGAUAGACUUGCAUCAUCACGACACUACCGAUCCUGUUGGAGCACCAAGAUAUUACAAAUCUGUAGUAGAAAAACCGACAGGAAUAUCACAAAUACUCCGAAUAAUUCUCGUGGGUACUCUCGAUGGCGAUGUAGGCCGAAUCACGUGGGAUGGUUUUGAUUUUGAAACUGGACUAACAGUGAAUCGCGAAUCAGCCCGGUGGAUCUGGCGGAACGAAGGCAUUCACGAUGGACCUGUCACCCAUUCGAUAAGAUCUUGCUAUCUUGAUAAUGUCGUAUUAACUGUAGGUGGAAAAAGCUUCGCCAUUUGGCGUGAGGAUUUUGAUGAACCCAUUUUCUUCAGAAGAUCCUCGAUAAGAUACACCGCGUGCUCGUGGUAUACUUGCCGUCCGACAGUCUUUAUGCUGGCACGUGCUGACGGCACCAUUGAAUUCUGGGACUUGAUGGUCAAAAGCAACGAAGCUUGCUUCACACAAAGUCUCUCGGGUCAGAUCAUAACGGGAAUUUACCCACACGAGUUUGCUACAACGCUUAAAGCUGACGGUACUGUUGCUACUGGGCAGUGUGUUGCUUUUUGUGAUGUUAAUGGCAUGAUGCGGGUCUUCACAGUGCCACCAGAGUUUUCAGUCUUCGAGGAGGGUAACGUCCACUGGAUGAGAGCAUUUGUGGACCGUGAGGUCAACAGAAUAGAAUUAACAAGACAAUGGACAAAGUCUUGGAUGGACAAUACUGACAACAACAAGAGUAUCGAAAAAACUACCAGCUAUUCUCAAGAAGUUCGAAAAAAAGUUAUUGAAACUGUGGACAAAACCGAACCCGGUCGAGUGACUAAAAUCGAUAAGACAAUAAAAUCCAAACCGGUAUGUUCUCAAUACAAAGAACGUACAAGACAAUUUAUUAAGGAAGCACAAAACAAUUGGAAGACAAUGGAAUUGAAACGUAUGCAACGAGUAAUUUUGGCAAAGAAGGGGCUCCGUGUCGAGGAACUCGAGAGACGUCGGGAGCCAGUAUUAAAGCUACGGCAGGAAGGAUUGAAAAAAGAAGAAAAAAUUCGUGAUAUGAUGCAGCAGAGAGACCGGAUAUUCGAGGACACAGUGGCCUUCCUUUUUCCGGAACGGAACUACGACUACGGCUAUGGCUAUGGCUACGCCAACGUAACGCCAGACAAUCUUCAACAGAUUAUACAUAACUUCCAACAAGUUUCUGUGGAUUUGGAAAUUAUGCGGCGAAAUCAUGCAAGGAUGUCUGUUGAUUCUUUUGAUUGGCAGCAGACCUUGAUUGAGGCACAGAAACAUGCUAAAGAUGAUCGAAAAUGA